GGAAAUUGCAGUGACUUUUUAACCUUGCAGUUCCUAAGGCGCCUUGGGAUUAGCUGCUUGUGGAGCCCGGGGUGUUUCACACAAGGAGCUGGCAUGGCUGCUGUGCUCUUUGGCUUUGAGGAUCUGCUCUACAGCUGGGACAGCCUGGUGUGGAGCCUGACGUCCCGGGCUCUGAGGACUUGCCGCUUUGGAAACCUGAGGGUCCUGCAGCUCAUGCUGAAGCCAUGGUGCAUUUCCAGAGCCGUUUAUCAGAUGACGGAGGGCCGCAGAUGCCAAGUGCACCUCCUUGACGACAGGAAGCUGGAGCUCCUUGUCCAGCCAAAGCUUUUGGCCAAGGAGUUGCUUGACUUGGUGGCAUCUCAUUUCAACCUGAAGGAGAAGGAGUACUUUGGCAUUGCAUUCACAGAUGAAACGGGACAUUUGAACUGGCUUCAGCUGGACCGGCGGGUGCUAGAACAUGACUUCCCCAAGAAGUCAGGACCAGUUGUUUUGUACUUUUGUGUCAGGUUCUACAUCGAAAGCAUCUCCUAUCUAAAGGACAACGCCACCAUUGAGCUGUUUUUCUUGAACGCCAAGUCCUGCAUCUACAAGGAACUCAUUGAGGUUGACAGUGAAGUGGUGUUUGAACUGGCUGCCUACAUCUUGCAGGAGGCGAAGGGAGAUUUUUCAAGCAAUGAAGUUGUAAGGAAUGAAUUAAAGAAGCUGCCAGCCCUUCCAACGCCAGCACUGAAGGAGCAUCCUUCCCUUGCUUACUGCGAGGAUCGAGUCAUUGAACAUUACAAGAAACUAAAUGGUCAGACAAGAGGUCAAGCAAUUGUGAAUUACAUGAGCAUUGUAGAAUCCCUCCCAACAUAUGGAGUGCAUUAUUAUGCAGUAAAGGACAAGCAGGGCAUUCCAUGGUGGUUAGGACUUAGCUACAAGGGAAUUUUUCAGUAUGACUACCAUGACAAAGUGAAACCAAGAAAGAUCUUCCAAUGGAGGCAGCUGGAGAACCUCUAUUUCCGCGAGAAGAAGUUCUCGGUGGAGGUGCACGACCCGCGCAGGGCAUCUGUGACCAGAAGAACUUUUGGGCAUAGUGGCAUUGCUGUGCAUACGUGGUACGCCUGUCCAGCACUAAUAAAGUCUAUCUGGGCUAUGGCCAUUAGUCAACAUCAGUUCUACCUGGACAGAAAGCAAAGCAAGUCCAAGAUUCAUGCUGCAAGAAGCCUGAGUGAGAUUGCGAUUGACCUGACCGAAACUGGAACGCUCAAGACCUCAAAGCUGGCCAACAUGGGGAGUAAAGGCAAAAUUAUCAGCGGCAGCAGCGGGAGUCUUCUGUCAUCAGGUUCCCAAGAGUCAGAUAGUUCUCAGUCUGCCAAGAAAGACAUGCUGGCUGCACUGAAAUCCAGGCAAGAAGCUUUGGAAGAGACACUGCGCCAGCGCUUGGAAGAGCUGAAGAAGCUGUGUCUCCGAGAAGCGGAGCUCACAGGAAAACUGCCACGGGAAUACCCCCUGGAUCCUGGGGAGGAGCCGCCUAUUGUAAGGAGAAGAAUAGGAACUGCCUUUAAACUGGAUGAGCAGAAAAUCCUACCUAAGGGGGAGGAGGCAGAGCUGGAGCGCCUGGAGAGGGAGUUUGCCAUCCAGUCCCAGAUCACAGAGGCCGCCCGGCGCCUGGCGAGCGACCCGAACGUCAGCAAAAAGCUGAAGAAGCAGAGGAAGACAUCCUACCUGAACGCGCUGAAGAAGCUGCAGGAGAUCGAGAACGCCAUCAAUGAGUAUCGCAUCAAGUCUGGAAAGAAGCCAACCCAGAGAGCCUCCCUGAUCAUCGAUGAAGGAAACAUUGCCAGUGAAGACAGCUCCCUCUCAGAUGCCCUUGUUCUCGAGGAUGAGGAUUCUCAGGUCACCAGCACAAUAUCCCCUCUGCAGUCCCCACACAAAGGACUCCCUCCCCGGCCACCCUUGCACAACAGGCCUCCUCCCCCGCAGUCCCUGGAAGGCCUCCGCCAGCUGCAUUACCACCGCAACGACUACGACAAGUCCCCCAUCAAGCCCAAGAUGUGGAGCGAGUCAUCCUUGGAUGAACCCUAUGAGAAGGUCAAGAAACGCUCCUCACAUAGUCAUUCCAGCAGUCACAAGAGGUUCCCCAGCACCGGGAGCUGUGCCGAGGCGGGAGGGAGCAGCUCACUGCAGAACAGCCCCAUCCGGAGCCUUCCCCACUGGAAUUCCCAGUCCAGCAUGCCAUCGACGCCGGAUCUACGGGUACGCAGUCCGCACUACGUCCACUCCACGCGGUCAGUAGACAUCAGCCCGACCAGACUGCAUAGCUUAGCUCAGCACUUUAGACACCGGAGCUCCAGUUUGGAGUCGCAAGGCAAGCUCCUCGGCUCAGAAAACGAGACAGGGAGCCCUGAUUUCUACACUCCAAGGACUCGUAGCAGUAAUGGCUCUGACCCCAUGGACGACUGCUCUUCCUGCACCAGCCAUUCCAGCUCUGAGCACUACUACCCCGCUCAGAUGAACCCCAACUACUCCACCUUGGCAGAGGAUUCCCCAUCAAAAGCCAGGGAGCGGCAAAGGCAGAGGCACAAAUCGGCGGGCAACCUGGUCUCUUCCAAUUCAGGGAGCAUGCCCAACCUGGCUGCAAGGAACGGGACAGGGCACCACCGUGUCUACCUGCACAGCCAGAGCCAACCCUCCUCCCAGUACAGGAUCAAAGAGUAUCCCCUGUACAUCGAGGGCAGCUCCACACCCGUGGUGGUGAGGAGCCUGGAGAACGACCAAGAGGGACACUACAGCGUGAAAGCACAAUUCAAAACCUCCAACUCCUACACAGCAGGGGGGAUGUUUAAGGAGAACUGGCACGGGGAUGAAGUGGACUCAGUCAGGCUUACCCCCUCCCGCUCCCAAAUCAUAAGGACUCCCUCUCUGGGCAGGGAAGGGCACGAGAAAGGCUCGGGUAGGACUGCGGUGUCGGACGAGCUGCGGCUCUGGUACCAGCGGUCCACGGCCUCCCACAAGGAGCACAGCCGCCUCUCGCACACCAGCUCCACCUCCUCGGACAGCAGCUCCCAGUACAGCACAUCUUCUCAAAGCACCUUUGUGGCACACAGCCGGGUCACGAGAAUGCCUCAGAUGUGUAAAGCAACAUCAGCUGCCUUACCUCACAGCCAGAGGAGCUCAACGCCGUCGAGCGAACUAGCAGCCACACCGCCGGGCAGUCCCCACCACAUCCUCACGUGGCAGACUGGGACCUACAGUGAUAGCUGUUUCCUGGAUGCUCCCCUCUAUCCAGAAUUAGCAGAUGUCCAGUGGUAUGGACAGGAAAAAGCCAAGCCUGGGACUCUAGUGUGAACCCCUGACCUCAAGUUAAUCACAUCAAUGCCAUUCUGAGAUCACCUCACUGCCUCUCAUUUGCCUUACCCAGAUGCACUGUCACCCAGCACCAGCUUCAGCUCUAAGCACUUUCCUCACGAUGCAAUUCCCGACGACGCUCUCAGGGCGCCAGCCCUGGGACAUCCCCUGGGACAUUCCCCAACCCCAGCGCCUCCCCUGCCAGGCAGCGGGUGCAGAAGAGCAUCCUCAUUGUCAGGUGGCAGGUUCAAAAUUGGUUUUCCUUUGAAACAAUGGAAGCCUUUCCAGGCUUACCUGAAAUCCCAUUGUUCCAUGGCACGUAACAGCAGGAAGAUUUCCAUGACCUGUGAUCUGAAGCCAACAGAGCAUUGGUUUUAAGAGGGGGAGUCAAAUGGGACAGGGGCUGAGAGAUGCAUAUCAUAGCCCUGAAAGUGUUUCUGUUCUGAAACAAUGAAAUCCCAUCACUGCAAAGACGUGUAAGAGUCUGGCCAUCAGAUCUGCACUGCCAAAGAUGGCCACACCAGUGCCAGCAGGACACGUUUGCUCAGCAAGUUCUACCUGCAAGAACAUCUCCCAGAACCCGGUGGCAGACACGACCACCUCCCGCAAAACAGCAUUUCCUUCUUUGCUUUGAGCCCACCUACAUGCAAGUAAAACACCCUGAUGUGCUGAGGGCACAAGGGAACUCUGGGCUGGUAUCACAGCAUCACUGUCUACAAGCUACUUUCAACUGGACACACCAGGUUUACAAAGGCAUUACCUAGAGCAGAGGCAAGUACUGGCACAGGCUGCACACCAAUACACAGAGGUUGGGGUUGUGCUAGGUUGGUGUUUUUUAACACUCUGACGAAGAUAAAAAUUGCCAAAAAAAAACCCAAACCAACAAAACAAACCUUUCUCCGACCAGAUACAGCCAAUACAUACUAACCUAUUUCUGCACAAAGCGUGAAGUCCAAGGGAAAGCACAUCACAACCUGAUUGACACCUAAAGCUGCAUCACCACACCUGCUCCACUCACCUCCCCUUCCCUCAGCACCAAGUGUAGCAAAGGGCUCGUCCCCCGGCGCAGGGCUGUGCGGGGGAACCGCUCCGUCGGGAAGGGGAACGGCCGCGCAGCCGUCGUCAGGCUGGACAACCCGCAGACCAGGACACAUCUUCCCCUCGCGAGAAGCGACCACGAGAAAAGAGAAGCAACUCCACGAGGUGUUGGGCACAAGCAAAGAGCUGCCUGCUGGUACCACGAGGGAUCGUCACGGAAGGAGCUGCAAGUUUACACGUCCUUCAGAGCAAUGCUUUGUACACAUCAAGCCAUGGAACUCUCAAAGGCCUCAAAGACACUUUUGUACCCAACAAGUGCACAAUCUGGGUGGAUGUUGAAGCUGGCACGUCUAGUCUUCGCCGCGGUGCUACGCUGUUUUUAUUGCCACUAGAUGGGGGGAGGCACCCAACCUUCCCCCGUGUGUGCGUGCAAACGAUGAAUUUCCUAUGGGAAAGGCACUAAAAGAAAACGGCUGGAGGGGGUUACGUUGUGAAAAGCAGAAAACUGAAGUUAGGUUUAGUUGAAGAGAAAAAGCAAGGGCGCGGGUGCGCGCGCCUGUCCCGGGAGUCACAGCAGCGUCUACCAGACAGAGCAGGGCGAAACCUUGGAAAUUAAAACACCACGACUUGGGGGACUGCCACACCUUUUGGUAUUCAGAUUGCUGGAAAACUGCAUUCCAGGCUUUAAAAAGAGAAUGGGUUCUUCAUAAUUAGGCUUGGAAAGAUGAUAGGGUUGCUAAAAAUGAAGGCAAGCAGCUCCUGGGAGUACCUUCCUGCCACACGCGCGGGAGGGGUUUGCUCCGGGUCCCUGCCUGUGUCUCUGGCUCACAUCACUGGCCAGGCAGGGGGUGGCCUGGCGCAGGUGAGGACAGUGACAGGCAGCAAAGGCUGUUACUUGUCCAGGGAAAUCCACAGCAGAGCCAGGAAGGGAAUUUUCAUGUUCACACAUGAAGCAUAAAUGAAAUUAUCCCACUGGAAAAAAAAAAAAAAAGCUUAAUUUUUUUAGUCCUGGCAAAGGGCUUAUGAAGCCAGCCAGGACAGCCUGGUGCUGCUGGACCUCCACCAUGGCUCAGCACCAGAGAACAAGCCCCUCUGACAGUAAUUGAAGCCUCACAACCAACUGCUGGAAGGACAGCAGUGAGAUUGCACACUUUAUCUGGAUGUGCAAAAUGCUGUUUUCACCCUCUGUCUCUGCUUUGGGGUCUUUAACAUGGGAAUUACUUCAGGCUCCUAAUUGGAUUUUUAGCUGGAUAAGAGAUAGCACCGAUUAGUGACAUUUACUGAUAAGAUUUGGUAGCUAAAGUGAAAGGAUUAAAUACAGACCAAAUUAAGCAGGAGCAAGUAAUUUAGCCCACGGAUUUUUAGGGGCUCUAAGCAACUGUCUGUUUUCUUUUUAAUUUCCCUGGUAAGUGGUUUGGGGUUGGUUGUUUUUUUUUUUUUUUCUGUGUACCUUCUUUUAAUUAAAAAGAAUUCAACAACAGCAGCACUAUGAGGCCUCUGGGCACUACAGGAAGAAACAUGAAUUCCUCCAAGACCAGAUCUGCAGUUUUGCAGCAAAGGUUAAAAGGUGGCAGCCCUGAAAUGAGAGGGGUGGGGGGGGAAAUAAUAAAUAAAUGGUUGGCCUGAAUUGCAAACAGGCUUGAGUAGAGGGAAAAAAAGCUUUCUAGAAACGGAUUGAGUUUUGCUUUGCAUUCUGCUUUUCUGUUUUGCAAUCAAGGGCACACGUGAGCAGCCAGUCUGGUAGUAAAGACAGAUUAAGUAAAACAGGUUUUACUGUUUAGCUCAAUUCAAUUAAAACACAAAUGUACAUAAAAUGUUAAUCAUGUGAGAUUAACAUAUUUAAGUAUAAGGCGGAGGGGUAUAUACAUAGCUAUUAUAUACAAGCACUUGACUACCAACUUAACCCCCUCCUUCCCUUUUUUAUUUUCCAAGGCUCCAUCUGACAUAAAAGCCACAAUUGCAUUUUAGUCUCCAUGUCUGAGGCUCCCUCUGCUGAGCCAGGAGCACAGGGCCGUGCUGGAAGGCAGGGUUUAUUUUUAAAUGAUAUUAUAUGCAGUCGAGUGUUGAAAAUGUUGAAACAGUCCAAUUUGUUUUCACUCUGUAUUAGUUUUAGUUUCAGGCAUAGCCAAUCCCCAUUCAGGUGCUAUCAGAUGACCAGUUACUGCUUAGUUAACUAGAUGUAAAGUUUUACAUAUAUAUUAAUGUCAAUAGUUUUAUUACAAGUUGUGUAAAAUGGACUCUUCUAGUUUAAAAAAAAGAAAAGGGAAAAAAAAUGAAAAAAAAAAAUUAGGUCUCUCUCCUGAAAUUGACUUUAGAGCAUGGAAAAUGAUUUGACUGGAUUCUGUUCAACUGUAAUCAAGGAAAAAAAUAUGUAUGUUGUAGAAAAAGUUGCAGAAUUAAAAAAAAAAAAAGAUCUGCUUUUAAUUUAUUCUUUUUGUAUUAAGAAUUUGUAUAGUUACCUUUACAUUUUGCAGAACGGUGUUGUCAACACUUCCUUAUUAAAGCAUUUUCAAAAUGAAA
Molecule: messenger RNA, 6888 nt
Organism: Apus apus (common swift)
Lineage: Eukaryota; Metazoa; Chordata; Aves; Apodiformes; Apodidae
Gene: FRMD4A
Product: FERM domain containing 4A
Exons: 23
Coding region: 94-3330 (1078 amino acids)
Biological process (GO): establishment of epithelial cell polarity
Cellular component (GO): bicellular tight junction; cytoskeleton; adherens junction
Source: RefSeq, a predicted model, not a curated record